Messenger RNA from Chelmon rostratus (copperband butterflyfish), 897 nucleotides. RefSeq names its product transmembrane protein 276b (gene tmem276b). The coding region runs from base 1 to 897 and encodes 298 amino acids. Lineage: Eukaryota; Metazoa; Chordata; Actinopteri; Chaetodontiformes; Chaetodontidae. Gene Ontology annotation, cellular component: membrane. The transcript is spliced from 4 exons. The record is from RefSeq and is a predicted model, not a curated record.
AUGGCCGCUAUGAAAAUAUUAACAGGCACAGGGCUCUUCCUGGCGUUCUGUGCGCUGGGGCUGCUCGCCAUGGCGAUCUGCACCGAUUAUUGGUACGAGACCGACGCGAGGAGACAUCGGGAGAGGUGUAAAAACUAUGCCAACAAGCGAAACGACCCGGGGUACAUCUACAUUUCACCCCACAACCUCCCCCUCCAGAUGCCUCCAAAGAGCCUGGAGAGGAAAGGUAGCGGCCCAGAUGCUGGUGCUCUCAUCAGGGGGAAGCGGCACUUCCUGGCCGCAGCGUCUGCCAUGGAGUCUCACUGCAGUCGGCAGUUUAACUCCACCAUCUCCGGGCUCUGGAGGAAGUGUCACCGGGAAGGCUUCGACCUGGAGACCGAGGACCUUAUAUACAAAGGAAUUAUUCAAAGAUGCACCCCAGUCAAGUAUCACUACUCCUCGUCCAUCCUACCGCGAAAUUUACCCAUCAACAUCACAAAGACCAUACGACAGGAUGAGUGGCACGCACUCCAUCUAAGAAGAAUGACGGCUGGCUUCGUUGGCAUGGCUGUGUCCAUCAUUCUUUUUGGCUGGAUCAUUGGAGUGCUGGGAUGCUGCCAGCAGCAUGACCUCAUGCAAUAUGUAGCUGGGCUACUCUUUCUCAUGGGAGGAACAUGCUGCAUCAUCUCCUUGUGCACAUGUGUGGCGGGAAUCAACUUCGAGUUAUCCCGCUACCCCCGCUACAUGUACGGCCUCCCUGAGGACAUUAGCCAUGGCUAUGGCUGGUCCAUGUUUUGUGCCUGGGGGGGCCUCGGUCUCACAUUGCUGGCUGGCUUCCUCUGCACCUUGGCCCCCUCCCUGAGCACACCCGCUCGCACGACGACCCACAAGCCGAGGCAGGAGAAUGGAACCGUGUGA